AUGAACAAAGCUAAAGUCUCCAGAUUUUCACAACUUGAUUUCAUUGAUUCAAAUAUUUGUUAUUUUUCUCUAAUAAAUUAAGCAUUGCUGCAAAAUUAAGAAACUCCAAAUAUCGUUUGCUCCUUUGAUAAUAUUAGAUAUAAUUUCAAUCUUUCGAUGGACGUUAAAGAUUCAAAAAAUACAAUAAUGAAAAAUCAACCAAGCGCCUAGAAUAUUUUUAACCAGAUUGAGCACCCAAACAACAAUUGGUUGUUUUGGGUAUUUAUCAACAUUAUUGGCAUAUAAUUGUGGAGUAAAUACAAAAAUGAACGGGCCAAAAGGGCUAUGUUAUAUACAAAAUAAAUAGUCAGUUCGAAUUAAUAAUUAAUUAAAGAGUUUAAAAUGCCAUAAAAGUAAACAAUCCUACUGUAUAUUAGAGGAUGGAUAAAUAGUUACAAUUGAUUAAGUAAAAGAUCUUAACAUAAUACAUUAAAUUGUAAUUAUUUUGGAUAUUGCAAAUCAAGAAUAAAUGUCGAAAUUGAUUUCUCAUAUAGAAUUUAAAAAGACUCUGGAGUAAUUUAAAACUUAAUAGAUAAAUUUAGUUGCUAUUUUUCAUUUGUCUCAUGACAUUUAAGAAGAAUACUAUAUUUACUUUAUUAAAAAUAUUCCAAUAUCAACCAUAUUUUCUGUAACUAUUAUAAGGAAAGUGAUGAUAAGAUUUGUUAAGCACAUAUAAAAAUCCAACCUUUAUCAGAACAUUUAUCAAAUUUUUUGCAUCAAAAAAUAUCCACUUAAUUUCCCACGCAUUGAAUGCUUAAAAUUAAAAAAUUUAAAUAAAUGUUUGGCUACAUUCCUCUUUUUGAAUAUUUAAUUCUCCCAGCUAAAUAAUAGGGUAUAAACCUGUUAGAAUUUUUAUAAUUCAAAAACUAUUAAUAAUAAUUUUAAUAAAAAGGAAUCCAUCAUAUCAAAUUAAUAUGUUAGGUAUAAAAAAACAAAAAUUUUAUUUGCACUUGUUCUAUGAAACCAGGAUAGUUUAGAAAUGUUUUUGGAAUUAUUUUUGUGAAUGAAAAUUGAAAUCUAAUAGUAUUUUAGAUUGUGGAGAAGGAACUUUUAAAUAGAUUCGCGAUGAAAAUAUAGUUCUUAAUGAUAAACCAUAAGUUAUUUGGAUAAGCCAUGCUCAUUGUGAUCAUCAUUGAGGGUUAUUACAAAUUGUUCAUCAUUUAAGUAAUUGCGAUAAUUAUAUAUAUUUAAUUGUGCCUGCAAUAAUAGUACCUUGGCUGAUGUUUUAAAGGAAAUUUUAGGAGAAUAAUAUAAUUGGAUAAUUAUUGUAUCAAAAUAAUUUGAUUAAGAUUUUAAAGAAGAUAUUAAUUAAUUAAAAAAGAUUAUUUUCAUUAAUAUCAAAUUAGGUAAGGUGAAUUAGUAUAAAUUUAAGAGUAUUAAAUUUUCAUUAAAAACUACGAAGGUUUUACAUGUUGUUUGAAGGAUCAAUUUGAAUUAGAUUCUAUAAAAUUUACUCGUGUUGAGCAUUGUCCAAAUUCUAUGGAGUAAGAUUAAAUCUAUCUGAUGGAAGAUCUUUAUCUUGUUCUGGAGAUACAAGACCAUGAGAAAGAUUUAUUAAAUUCUCAUAAAAUGUUGAUGUUCUAAUUCAUGAAUCCACUUUUACAUAUGAUUUACAGGAGAAUGCAAUUUAAAAUAUGCACUCUACAAAUUCUGAGGCUGCUAAAGUAUGCAUGCUUGCUGAUGCAAAAGUUAUUACAUUAACUCAUUAUUCUCAGAGAUAUUCAAGAUAGAUAGAAACUAAUUAAGAGAUUUUAGACAAUGAGAGAAUUAUAUUUUGUUGAGACCAUUUUGGAGGAUAUUUAAAUGAGUAUUGAUUAUCUAAUUAUUUAAAAAUGA
Molecule: messenger RNA, 1875 nt
Organism: Paramecium octaurelia
Lineage: Eukaryota; Ciliophora; Oligohymenophorea; Peniculida; Parameciidae
Source: the annotation of a GenBank genome assembly